Messenger RNA from Colletotrichum orchidophilum, 279 nucleotides. RefSeq lists its product as uncharacterized. The transcript has a single exon. NCBI's taxonomy places the organism in Eukaryota, Fungi, Ascomycota, Sordariomycetes, Glomerellales, Glomerellaceae. The annotation marks the transcript as partial. The record is from RefSeq and is a predicted model, not a curated record.
UGGGAAGCAGUCAAGGUAGAAGACGGGGAGCAGGAUCAAAGAGGCUUUUGGGGACGCGUCUGCCUUUUUCUUGUCUUUAAAACGAAACAGCCCCGGCUGACCUCGAAUUGCGGCAGUGACGAGACGUGGAUUCAGUGGGCAACGACUCGUUCCCUCUUACAGUGGCAGGGGAGUGGACGCCCGGCAGAACAGUGGGUCCAAGCCGCGCCUGAAGCUUCCGUCGUCAUCUUUUCUGCCCUGCCCCUACCUACCUACCUCUUUACCUCGAGGUACGGAUAA